CACCAUCACUCGCCGCGAUUCUCCCUUUUCGCCCAUCUUUAUCCGCUCGGCGAACGUUCUAUACAGAACAGCUUUGCUCUUACCACUCCGCGUCCUUUGUUGCUUUCUAGAAAACAUCCAUCAUGGCUGACCAGUUGAGCGAAGAGCAAAUCUCUGAAUUCAAGGAGGCCUUCUCGCUCUUCGACAAGGACGGCGAUGGCACGAUCACGACCAAGGAGCUCGGCACGGUGAUGCGCUCGCUGGGGCAGAACCCGACCGAGGCGGAGCUACAGGACAUGAUCAACGAGGUCGACGCGGACGGCAACGGCACGAUCGACUUCCCCGAGUUCCUCACCAUGAUGGCGCGCAAGAUGCGCGACACGGACUCGGAGGAGGAGAUCAAGGAGGCGUUCAAGGUCUUUGACAAGGACGGAAACGGAUAUAUCUCUGCUGCCGAGCUGAGGCAUGUCAUGACGAACCUUGGCGAGAAGCUCACGGACAGUGAGGUCGACGAGAUGAUUCGCGAGGCUGACGUCGACGGUGACGGCCAGAUCAACUACGAUGAGUUCGUCAAGAUGAUGUUGUCCAAGUAGACUCGUGAUCGGUCGAACGAACACGCGUAAUCGAAUAGUGUACAUACGCUCUAUUUUACCUCGUCUUGUGUCUUUAUCCGGAGGCGGCUUCCAUGUGACGAUUAGGCAGCAGAAAUGUAAAGAAUGUGAUAUCCGUUGUUUGUUUGCUUUUUCUCUUUUUUCUUCGUUUCGUUUCGUUUUUCGUUUGAUGUUCGGGCUGUCUGUUCAUUGCGUCAGGAGCUGUCAAGCAUGUUAGGAGCUAGUAGUGCUUUGGAUGCAUAGUCGUCUCGAGGCAGCGUCACUACGUCGUAUAGUCGUCAGCGGAGCGAGUCUGGAGUAGGUUUGUGCCGUGUACAGAUCAUUACAUUUGCA
Messenger RNA from Coniophora puteana RWD-64-598 SS2, 923 nucleotides. RefSeq names its product calmodulin. The transcript is spliced from 8 exons. The record is from RefSeq and is a predicted model, not a curated record. The coding region runs from base 123 to 572 and encodes 149 amino acids. Gene Ontology annotation, molecular function: calcium ion binding; enzyme regulator activity. NCBI's taxonomy places the organism in Eukaryota, Fungi, Basidiomycota, Agaricomycetes, Boletales, Coniophoraceae.